This is a messenger RNA of Achroia grisella, 4870 nucleotides long. RefSeq lists its product as uncharacterized. The record is from RefSeq and is a predicted model, not a curated record. Gene Ontology annotation, biological process: regulation of transcription by RNA polymerase II. Gene Ontology annotation, molecular function: RNA polymerase II cis-regulatory region sequence-specific DNA binding; DNA-binding transcription factor activity, RNA polymerase II-specific. The coding region runs from base 96 to 4160 and encodes 1354 amino acids. The transcript has 9 exons. NCBI's taxonomy places the organism in Eukaryota, Metazoa, Arthropoda, Insecta, Lepidoptera, Pyralidae.
AAAAUGGAGUUUAGAUACGCAUUUUAUAGUUCCGAUUAGAAUAAAAUGCAAUAUGAAUCUGAAUAACAUAAUUAUUAUAGCCUGUAUGGGUUAGAAUGGAUAGUACUACUCCAUUUCAACCUUGGACUGCCGACGAUAGUGCGAAAAAUCUUAAAACCGAAAGAGAACUAGAUGACGCGAAACUUCAUCGGGAAAAUGUCAAUCAUCCAAAACAUACGCAAACUGCGUCUUACGAUAAAGAAAGUGUCGCUAUUCCCACCAUCGCUCCAGGAACAUCGGGUGCUGCAGACUCUGCUGCCGAAACCACUAAGGCAAGCGAGUCUAAAAUGGACUCUGCCAAAAUAGCUUCUAUGCAACAAAUUGUUGAGAACACCCUCAGCCAAGAGGGUCGACAACGUGUAGCUCAGCUGCUCGAGGCUGUAGAUGCUUUAAGUGGUGCUGAAAAGCUGUUGCUUUAUCUUCGCCUCCCGACGGGUGUCCCUCCACACGAUCCUUUGAAGCAACCCAUCAAUCCAUUGGGUUCCAGGGCCGAGCUUCAGCAAACUGUAACAUGGAUACAGACACAUCUAGAAGUUGACCCUGAUGUCUCUUUGCCAAAACAAGAUGUAUAUGACGAAUACAUUGCACAUUGUAUGAGCAGCAACACGAAACCCUUAUCAACUGCUGAUUUUGGCAAAGUAAUGAAACAAGUGUACCCAACAGUUCGACCACGUCGUCUCGGUACACGCGGCAACUCGAGAUACUGCUAUGCGGGACUUCGUAAAAAGAUCAAAUUGGAAGUACCACAGCUUCCCGAUUUGGCCGAUUCGUCUAAAGUAUCUAAGGAAAUAAACGUUACAUUAAAAGAAACUGAAAGAAUAAUAUGUGACUGGGCGGAAACUCAGUUAGGUAUCAAAUUCACAAAUCUAUCAGAGUUGUGUUAUGUUCUGACAACUGGUGCUCAGCACGCGGUAUCAGGCACCGCCGGUGGGUCCACGCCGCCGCCACAGAGCCAUGGAUCGUCAGACGAUGCCUCCAGUCGGCAGUUGAUGAAACAAUUGAAACGAAAAAUCCAGACGCACGGGACACCUGGGCGACCAAAGAAAAACAAGAGCCAGGAGACAACCGGCGAAUCUCCCCCAUCGACUUCGUACAUGGGCCAUCAUCCGCCGGUGAAACACGAGAGUGAGGUGAUCUCUGAUACGGGGUAUGCGUACCAGCCACCGUACGUGCCCGUGUAUGAGCCUGCGGUGCGGGGGCAGUUCCCAUACGCCGGUCACACGGUGCCGCCUCGCGCCCACCCGCCGCCCCACGCGCCCCUCGCGCCACCCGCGCCCCACGCCGCGCCCCAUCCCGCGCCCCAUCCGGCGCCCCACCCUGCCAUGCCAGUCCACGACUAUCGACAAGACCCCUACGCUUUUGACUCGUCGUAUGUACCGCGCGAUCUCACCGUCCCCUCCGAACCGGCUCAUAACCUUCCCAUAAAUCUGAGCACCGACUCAUCCCUCGACUUGUCGACGGAGCGCACCGACUGGCAACGUCGACGACCGCCAGAACCGCCGCCCGCGCGGCUCCCGCUUCCCGGCAAGAAACUCAUCUUGGAAACAUACCAGAGCGAGACUCAGGCGAGUUCACCGCGAUCUUCUCAGACCGAUACGCGGUCGUCACACCAGCACCAGCCAUCAGAGGAGUUUCCGCGUACGGAGUAUCUACCUAAGAAGAUGAGGGCCGCCGAGAUCAUGGGCGGUAAACUGGCAGCCGCGCGACUGGCUUCUGCCAGCUCCGAUGCGGCUUCCACUUCUGUCGGUGUCAGUGCCGAACAUACAGUUCGUCCCGAGGCUGCUUUUUUAGAGGAUCCAAAAAACUUAACGAGCCGGUCCAAAAGCACCGCCGCGGCGCUGGUCCGGGAGGAACAGGAGGCGGCGAGUCCCACACAGUCGGUGAAGGCUCCGACCCCUAAAUCCGAACGCACUAAACGGAAAACUACCAACCGAACGAGGGGACCCUCGCCGGAUCGGACGGACUCACCCGAGCAACCAGCAACGCCCGAUUCAUGUUGUGGUCUAGGGAUCAAUAUUAAAACGGGCAUUAUCUGCAAAGAAAAGCACUCUGAAAUCCUCAAUAGAGAACGGGUAAUUAGUAUCUGUAAUAUAGAUAAACACGAUUUAGACGAUUAUCUAAAUGAAGGCAAUAGCCAAGAACAUGAAGAAGAAUUACUACGUUAUUUCCAACAGCGCGAUGCCGAAGUUGAAGUUGAUUCGGGGACAAAUGCAUCUGAAAAUACAGUGGCUUUUUUAGAAGCAGGCCAGGACCCACACGACGAACAUAGUCAGGGUAAAAAUGAGAAAAUAUCACAAUUAAGGGAAUUAUUGGCCAAAAAUUUAAAAAAUCAAAGUGGGUCCACUUCCCAUAACAUGCCGCCAAAUCAGGAAACUGAACCACUAAAAGAAAAUUUGCAAGAGCAACAACCAAAUAAAUCUGAAGGUAUAUUUAAACCACUCAUAGCUAGUGAAGGAGACAUAGUCAAUGGACCUGUUUUAUUAAAUCAACGGACAAAUGGCAGCAAACAUGGAAAUUCAAUGACCACCGAGAAUGGUACAUCAUUGUUAUAUAUGAAUGAUAAUACCCCUAAUCAAUUAAUGUCAAAUGUCGGGGGGUCGCAUUUGUAUAAUGGACAUUGUCAUAAUGAACCACAAAGUCCAACUACAAGAACACAACAAUACGACUUUGUACCAAUAUCUGAUGGCUGUCAUUCUCCGAGAAAUUUUAAUUCUAAAUCUCCAAUAGGCUUCGGACCGAGAGGGCACAGUCCUACUAAAGUAAAUAAAUCCAUCAUUAUGGGAGGUUCUUCACAAACUUCUCCAAUUUCCCAUAGUACUGCGGCCAGUCCUUUCGUAAGUCCAAGAAAUACUCCAGUACCAAGAUCACGACUCUGUUCGCGACCAAUCCCUAAACACAAUGGUCGCAAAAAACGCAAUCCAUUAUCUCUAGGUAUGGUAGACCCAGGCUCCAAACAAUUUGUGAUGCCAUGUGAACAAAAAUUCAUGAAUAAAAUGCCACAAGAUAUCACAAGACAAGUAUGUAUGCCAAACAAAUACUGCCAGCCAAUGUCAGCACCACCAUCGCCUAAUAUUCUUUCUUCACAGUACAAAAGUCAAUCAUUUGGAAUACCAAAUGGAAGUAGCAACAGUUUGAAUCUAAACUUUUUGCCAAAUGCACCAUUUCGAGAACAUAUGAACGGUGAUCUUUCCCAGCCGUUAUCUGCUGAUCCUUUAUCGAGCGAAGUAAGCCAGUUUUUCCCAGAAACUCCAGUGUAUAGACCUGGUUUGGAUACUUCUUUCCGAUCACAAUCUGUCCCAUUAAAACAAGGCAUGAAUAAUAUGGGACUUCUAAGUUACAACAAUACACCGGUUGGAUCCGUUCCGCCAACACCUGUUCCCAAUGAAUUUUGCGAUUUUGGGUCUCUUGCCGAAACUUGUGACAUAUCUAAAGCUGGUUUGAAUCCAGAGACGCUUGUAAAAAUUUAUAACGCUAUUGAUAGUAGUAAUGAUGUACUUAAUACAGGCGCUCCUGAUAGUCUUCUGAACCCUAAUGAUGGCUUGAGAAAUGGUUGUGAUCCUCUGCCAGAACAACAAAUGCUUUCAGCUGAACACUUAAAUUCUUUAAUACCAAGUAACGAGGAGUUACUCAAUAGGAGUGGUCAAUUCAAUCAAGGUUUUUCCAAUGACAAUACUGGUACAGAUCACGUUGAUGAUUUCUUAAAGCGAGCAAAUAGCAUAGAAUUCGAUAUAACGGAGUUAGAAACCGAUAAGAGUAAAUAUUACACGUCCCGAUCAGUGCCUAGCACGCCUUUACCUUAUAAACGCACUGUGCCCAAUCUGCAAAUAGACUCACGUCGUUCUAGAGAGUUGUUUGCCUCAGACAAUUAUUCCAAUGUAUCAUCAAAUGGCAUGUCUUCGAAAUCUGUGCCGUCCACACCACAGCUUGCAGAAGAUAGAAGUGUAUUUAGCUACAGUAAUAGAGACUAUCUUAUCAAUGGCAAUUCUGUAUGUGGCUCUGCUCAAAUACAUGGUAUUGUGGUGGAUAAUGAACAGGAACUCAAUUCACCGCCUUAUGAUAUGCUACAAGAGGAUAUCUUGGACCCUUUGACGCUGGCCGACCUCGACAACGUCGAUCUCUAGUCAGCAUUCUGAUUUUUACUGUUUGUAAAUAUAAUGUUAGAUUCGUUUGUUUGUACAGAUACCGAAAAAUUGGCUAUCUAUAUAGAGUACAAUGUUUUUUUUAUGCCUUCAGUGAAGGCAAAUUUUGUUUGUGCAUCCUCGUUUAAAAUAUGGCUUGCACACUCCCAAAAAUGAGUCAAUAUAUAAUGCACCAUGGUAUUGUGAUAUAUGUACGGUAUACAAAUCUAGUACAACUUCAAUUGAUUAGUGACUAAUCACAAUAUGCUAAUCGAAAUUAAGAUUAUAUAAAACAAGAUUUUUAUGUUCGCACAAUAAUUAUGUAAUGUAGUAUUUGUCAUACUAUUUAAAGUGUCAAUUGUUGUUAUUCGUUUAAUUUGUAAGGUCAAAUCAAACGUAAAGAUAUAGAGAAUGUGUUUAAAAUAAAAAUGUCACAAGGUGACCAUGAUUUAAAGAGAUAAAUCUUUUACCGCGUUGCGAACGGCCUGUGAUGCCUGAGGGACGCUAGAGCGACGUUUGUGUUUCUAAUAAAUGAAACGAAUGAGAAACAUCACGUCGUUCGGGACGCUAGUGUAAAUCAUGUCAUAUCUGUAUAAUUCCAAUAUCCACAAACGUGAUGCUAAAGUCCUUUUGAAUAACCAGCACUAAAUACCACUAGAUAAUUUGUAUUGUUGUGUUUACAAUAAAACUACCAAUAAAUUUAACUUUCGUAA